GCAGGGAAGGGCAGCAGAGUCGCACAGAAGUGUCGCGACACUUGAGUCUUUCUUCUGGAAAUGCUUUCUUUCCUUUUUUCCUCCCUUAGGCUGCAAGCUUCAUCAUUGCCUGUGGGCGCAGUCUCUCUGUCUCCUUCCGUUUUUUCUUUAUCCUGAGAAGAACAUCUUCUGCAAGCAACAGAGUCGUUUCUGGGUUGCAGCACUUAAGUUGCUUAAUUGAAAAACUAUAGCCGAGUUUGUCAAGUAGAAUUUUCAAAGCUAAAAGAAACCCAGCAAUGUAUGAACUUACCUGUCGAAAACAUGUUUUGAAGGUUUUACAAAAAGAAGUAGGGGCUAGAAAGGAACAAUUGGGGGUUGGUUCCUGAUUGGUGUCAGGGCCCUGGACGAGCGCUCCCAUCUGUGACUGAACUAAGUACAUUGUGCAAGUGGAUGGGAAGAUAGGGCUGUUCCGAGGCCUGAGCCCCCGGCUGAUGUCCAACGCCCUGUCCACUGUGACCCGGGGCAGCAUGAAGAAGGUUUUCCCUCCGGAUGAGAUCGAGCAGGUUUCCAAUAAGGACGACAUGAAGACUUCUCUGAAGAAAGUAGUGAAGGAGACCUCCUACGAGAUGAUGAUGCAGUGCGUGUCCCGCAUGCUGGCCCAUCCCCUGCACGUCAUCUCAAUGCGCUGCAUGGUCCAGUUUGUGGGACGGGAGGCCAAGUACAGCGGCGUGCUGAGUUCCAUUGGGAAGAUUUUCAAAGAGGAGGGGCUGCUGGGAUUCUUUGUCGGCUUAAUCCCUCACCUCCUCGGAGAUGUGGUUUUCUUGUGGGGCUGUAACCUGCUGGCCCAUUUCAUCAAUGCCUACCUGGUGGAUGACAGCGUGAGUGACACCCCAGGGGGGCUGGGAAACGACCAGAAUCCAGGUUCCCAGUUCAGUCAGGCCCUGGCCAUCCGGAGCUACACCAAGUUUGUCAUGGGGAUUGCAGUAAGCAUGCUGACCUACCCCUUCCUGCUGGUCGGUGAUCUCAUGGCUGUGAACAACUGUGGGGUCAGCUCUUCCGUGGCUCCAGCCUGCUUUUCCGUCGGGUGUCAUCAGGGUCGUGCUUUGCCCUUGAGUAAACUGAAUCACUCUAACAAAAACAUGCCGUCUCAGCCUGGCCACGUGGGUGAGGCCUGCUCAUCUUGGGGCACCUGUAAGACAAGAUGACUCCAACCCUGCAACAUCUAGAUGUGCUGCAGCCCAGCUGGGCUUCAGUUUCCAUAUUUGCCAUGUGUCUGUCUAGAGGUGGGGAGCAAGGGUGAGGGUGGGGCUGCACCCAGUGGAUUGGGUCACCUGUUAGACCUGCAGAAGGUCGGGUGGGGUUGGGGAGUUGGGGUAUAGUCCCUGUACUUCCCAGAUUUGCCGAGUCUGCUUGGUGCAAAGGCCCAGAGAACAGCUCGGAGAGGCCCAGGCUUGAUGGGGAAUGGCUAAUAGGGUCAGAUCCCACCCCCCACUCACACCUCUGAGUCAGCUCCAGUGUUCAUCCCACAGCUCAGCUGGGAGCCUCACUCUCACUUUGUAUAUAGGGCGUGAUUCCCUCUCACAAGGCCACCAUCAUGUCUAGGCCUGUACUAGGAGGCUGUUACUAGCCUUCGUUUUUCUCAACACUACUUCUCUGAUAGAAGGGCAGCACUGUCUUUGAAUGGGAGAUCAUGUAACUGCGUAGAACAUCCCCCUUGUCUGAUGCUUGUCCUUUUAACGGUGACGCCUACACGUGCAGGAUCUGGUUCCCUGUGAGGUCGUGAAUACCCAGAAGUCGUGCCGAUCAGUGUCUCUGAUUCUAUUCAGUUUAAAAAUUCAUGAUAAGAUUUUACUCUUUUUCCUUCAAAUAAACGUACUGUGGUGAUUUGGAGUUUUGUGGGGAGUAUCUUGUUUUUGUGAGCUUGUAAAACCAUCUGCAGUCUUUCUCACGCUGUUGCGUGGUGUGAGAGAGCCUGUAAAGUAACAGGGCCAGGGCGGCUCACCCCGGAGUGAGCACCAGGACUUCUUGUAGAUCCAGCUUGGGGGGACACAUUGGUCAUUUUUCUGAAUUCAAAAAGGUUGAGAUGCCAGCAGCAAACUAGACCAUGGAAACAGCCUUUUUGUCACCCUUGAGGUGAAGCCUAGGGUGGCAGUGGUGGCCAGUGCUGGGCCCCUGCAGUAGCCCUAUCUCUGUGCCAGUCCCCAGAUGUCCAGGAGCUGUGUGGCAUACAGCUAGAAGAGACCCUUCCCCACUCUGAUCUUGGAGGCCUCUGAGAGUGCUAGCACCCCUGCCCCAUUGGAACGUGUUCCCUCCUUAUGGGCUUGUCCUGACAUGUCCCCUCCCUGCACUUCUUACCAUACUUGCCCAUUUGUCACAGUCUGGCCUGACUGGUAUGGAACACCUACCUUCCUGUUAUUUCCCAAAAAAUAAACUUCCAAAGAGAUUCUGGCUCCUGGUCUUCGAUAGGUUCUCUCAUGUGGCAGGUUUCCUGCGGGCUGGCCACAGGGGCUUCUGCUUUGAAGGAGCAAGCAGAGCCCACCCCAAAACCAGGAAAUGGGUCCUGACCUCCACAGGUCCCGCUCUACCCAGAGGCCACCACACCUGACCACCAGUGCCAGCUGGAGAAAACUGAGGGCCCAGGAGGAGAGUGACCCCCAAGAAUGCAAGAUUGGUUUAACAUCUGAACAUUGAUUAAUGUAAUACACCCUAUAAUAGAAAAAAGGACAAAACCCACAUGAUCAUCUCAAUAGACAAGAAGCAUUUGAUAAAAUUCAACACCAUUUCUUGAUAAAAACAUUCAACUAGGAAUAAAAGGAACCUCCUUAACCUGAUAAAAGGCAUCUGUGAAAAACAGCUAACAUCGUACUUAAGGGUGAAAGACUGGAUGCUUCCCCUAAGAUCAGAAAGAAAACAAGCAUGUUUGCUCUCAGCGCUUCUAUUCAACAUUGUACUAGAGGAUCUAAUCAGGGCAACUAGGCAAGAAAAUGAAAUAAAAGGCAUCUGGCCUGGAAAGGAAGAAGUAAAACUAUUUGCAGAUGACAUGAUCUUGUACAUAGAAAAUCCUAAAGAAUUCACUAAAAAACUAUUACAACUAAUGAAUUCAAUAAGGUUGCAGGAUACAAGAUCAAUAUUAAAAACCAAUUGUAUUUCUA
Messenger RNA from Trichechus manatus latirostris (Florida manatee), 3131 nucleotides. RefSeq names its product mitochondrial carrier 1 (gene MTCH1). Gene Ontology annotation, cellular component: mitochondrion; membrane. Lineage: Eukaryota; Metazoa; Chordata; Mammalia; Sirenia; Trichechidae. Gene Ontology annotation, biological process: positive regulation of apoptotic process. The transcript is spliced from 10 exons. The coding region runs from base 471 to 1184 and encodes 237 amino acids. The record is from RefSeq and is a predicted model, not a curated record.